Striga asiatica is the source of this 1061-nucleotide messenger RNA. The record is from the annotation of a GenBank genome assembly. NCBI's taxonomy places the organism in Eukaryota, Viridiplantae, Streptophyta, Magnoliopsida, Lamiales, Orobanchaceae.
GAAAAAUUCAUAUUAUAUUCUCUCGAGAAAUAUCAUCACCAGUAUGAUGGAUAAGUAGCCUAAGACAACCAACACACAGACAACUGAAGAAUGGCAACUCUCUACCUUCCUAUCCAACAGAGAACUUUCUCUUUCGGCACAAACUCAACCAAACAUAAAAAUGCCGUCCAAGAUCUGCACUUGCCAGCCCAAGAACUUAGGAAUGUGGCUUGUGGGGUUCUUGCUGUUUGGGCUGUGACCUCUCUUUCACCUGUCAUUGCUGCAAAUCAGAGGCUUCCGCCUCUGUCAACAGAACCAAAUAGAUGCGAGCGUGCUUUCGUGGGAAACACAAUUGGGCAAGCCAAUGGAGUUUACGAUAAACCACUCGACCUCCGAUUUUGUGACUACACAAAUGAUAAGUCAAACCUCAAGGGAAAGUCUCUGGCUGCGGCUCUCAUGUCUGAUGCCAAGUUUGAUGGGGCUGACAUGACAGAGGUUAUUAUGUCAAAGGCUUAUGCAGUUGGAGCAAGUUUUAAGGGCACAAACUUUUCAAAUGCGGUUUUGGACCGUGUAAAUUUUGGGAAAGCCAAUCUGGAAGGAGCGGUGUUUAAGAACACAGUUCUAUCAGGUUCAACUUUUGACGAGGCUCAACUUGGGGAUGCAGAUUUUGAGGACACCAUUAUUGGUUACAUCGAUUUGCAGAAGCUGUGUGUAAAUAAGACUAUAAAUGAUGCAGGGAGAACUAAUUUGGGAUGCAGAUAAACUUGGUCUUCUUGUUCUUUAUGAUCUUGCUUAUAUUUUGCAUAUUGUUUGGUCAAAGGAUUUGUGGAUCUUUUACUUGGAACAAGGAGAACUGAUUGUUGUUUGAAGAUUAUUAUUUUGUCAAAGUUAUCACUUGUGUGGUAAUAUCGAAUAACACUCUUUUGGAAUGCCUCAUGGACACAACUCAACUACUAUUAUUUCACAUCUUGAACGGGGUCUAUUAGUGUACAUAUAUUGUUUGGGCAUUUUUGUAAUUUGACAUGUUCAAGUAGAGUUAUAUUUUAGUCUUAUAAGUUGCUAUUGUUGAAUGACAACUCUAG